Elaeis guineensis (African oil palm) is the source of this 2591-nucleotide messenger RNA. Its product is annotated as transcription factor MYC2. Gene Ontology annotation, cellular component: nucleus. Gene Ontology annotation, biological process: regulation of DNA-templated transcription. The record is from RefSeq and is a predicted model, not a curated record. Gene Ontology annotation, molecular function: transcription cis-regulatory region binding; DNA-binding transcription factor activity; protein dimerization activity. NCBI's taxonomy places the organism in Eukaryota, Viridiplantae, Streptophyta, Magnoliopsida, Arecales, Arecaceae.
AAAGCACCGGAUUCCAGCAUCCCACUUAAAUUUAACUUCCGCUGAAAGUCCCAGACCCAAAACGCGGUUCUUCUACCUUCUCUCCUUCCCAAGCUUACCUCUGCCGGCGGUGCCCCGAUCCCCCGAUUCCUUUUGUGUGCCGGAGUCGAAGCACCGCACAGGGCCGCCGAUGAACAUCUGGACCGACGACAACUCCUCGAUGAUGGAGGCGUUCAUUGCCUCUUCCUCCGACCUCCCGCCCUUCCACUGGCCGCCGCCGGCGCGGCCGUCCACGGCGGCUACGGCAGCCCACGUCCCCUCCUCGUCCUCCUCCCAGUCCACCGUCACCUCGGAGGCCCCCCACCUCAGCCAGGAGAACCUCCAGCAUCGGCUCCAAACCUUGAUCGAGGGGGCGCGGGAGAACUGGACCUACGCCAUCUUCUGGCAGUCCUCCGGCGACGCCGUCCUCGGCUGGGGCGACGGCUAUUACAAGGGCUGCGAGGAGGACAAGCGGAAGCGGAGGGCUAGCGGCGGCUCCGCCGUCCCCGCGGCGGAGCAGGAGCAUCGGAAGCGCGUGCUCCGGGAGCUCAAUUCGCUUAUCUCCGGUGGCGCCGGGGGCGCCGUCCCCGAUGACAUGGUGGAGGAUGAGGUGACGGACACGGAGUGGUUCUUCCUGGUGUCAAUGACACAAUCUUUCGUCGCCGGAGCCGGGCUCCCUGGCCAGGCCCUUCUCUCCGGAGCGCCGACGUGGGUCGCCGGCGGGGAGCGGAUGGUCAACUCGCCGUGCGAGCGGGCGCGCCAUGCCCACGUGUUCGGCCUCCAGACCAUGGCCUGCGUCCCCGUAGUCUCCGGCGUCGUCGAGCUCGGAUCGACGGAUCGGAUCUUCCAGAGUUCCGAGAUCGUGGCCAAGGUCCGGACCAUCUUCAGGUUUGGAGGCCGCGAGGCGGCAGCCACCGGUUCCUGGCCGCCGGCCCCGCCGCGCCAAUCCGAUGGCGAGACCGAUCCGUCCGUCCUUUGGAUCUCCGGUCCGAUCGUCCCCACAUCAACCGCUCCCGAGAUCUCGGUCUCGAAGCCCUCUUUCCCAUUCGAAAACCCUAUCUCCAGUAGUCUCGCUGAAAAUCCUAGCUCGAUCCCGGCCCCCCAUCGCUCGCCGCCGCCGCCUCAAAGCAGCAGUACCAAUCCCCAGACCCAAUCCUUCCUCACGAGAGACUUCAGCUUCUCCGAAUUCGGAUUGAACGCCUACCCUUCCUCCCCGAUCUGCAAGCCGGAAUCCGGCGACCUCUCGAAUUAUGACGAUAGCAAGCGGAAUCCUUCCACCUCCGCCGCCAACGGCGGCCUCUUCUUCCACCACGAGAUCUCCGCCGAGGCCAAGAACAAGAAAUCCGCAGUGGCCACAUCGAGGGGGAGCAAUGACGAUGGGCUCAUCUCCUUCUCAUCAGCCGCCUUAGCGGCGGCGGCCUCCGCCCGCCCCUCCUCCUCCGGCGGCGGCGGCGGCGCAACGGGGCUGCUUACGGGCGACUCAGACCAUUCCGACCUCGAAGCAUCAGUUCGGGAGGUGGAGAGCAGCAGGGUGGUGGAGCCGGAGAAGCGGCCGAGAAAGCGCGGCCGGAAGCCGGCCAACGGCCGGGAGGAGCCGCUCAACCACGUGGAGGCCGAGCGGCAGCGCCGCGAGAAGCUCAAUCAGAGAUUCUACGCCCUCCGUGCAGUAGUCCCCAAUGUGUCCAAGAUGGACAAAGCCUCCCUCCUCGCCGACGCCGUCUCCUACAUCAACGAGCUCCGGUCCAAGCUCCAAUCUCUAGAGCUGGACAAAGAACGCCUCCAAGGCCAAGUUGAUACCCUCAAGGAGGAGAGGGACUCGACAUUGGCCCGACCGCGGCCCCCGCUCGAUCGUGACCCCAAGGCCAUGAUGAACGGCAGCGGGAGGUGCCAUGGAGUGGAGGUGGAGGUGAAGAUACUCGGGUUGGAGGCCAUGAUUCGAGUACAGUGUAACAAGAAGUUCCAUCCGGCCGCAAGGCUGAUGAUGGCUUUCAAGGAGCUCGAUCUUGAAGUAAAUUAUGCCAGUGUCUCAGUGGUGAAGGACCUCAUGAUGCAGCAGGCCACAGUCAAGAUGCUGAGCCGGAGCUACACUCAGGAGAAGCUCGCCGCCGCACUCCUCGCCCGAGUUGCCGAGCCAAGCCCCCUCGGUUGAUAAAUUGUAAACCUAAUACCCACCAUGACCAAUUCAAGGUUGUUUAUGUGUUGGUGAUAUGUAUCUAUGGAUAGUUUCAGCUAGUCAGCAGUCUCUUUAGCAUUGUAUUAUGAGAUGGUAAUCUUCUUCUGUUAGAGAUAAAAGAGGAGCUGCUGCUGCUGAGAAUUUGUAUUGAGUAGUGGUGCUUCUUGAGAGAUCUGUUGUUCUAGAGAAUAUAGUGUUUUAUAGGUAUUAAUCUCCAUGUAAAAGUGUAUAGAUAUUCCUGCAUGCCAUUGCAGUGAAUCAGUUGUUCUAUCCACUUAACAUGUGUUUAGGAGAGUAAAUCAUCUAUAUUUGCCUUCUUUUAUGUUCUAAUUGUUACAGUGAUCUAGCUGUUUUAAAGACCUCCAUGCAGCUCAUAUAUCUGAGGUGGAAACUUUAUUAA